Messenger RNA from Cephus cinctus (wheat stem sawfly), 6808 nucleotides. It is a transcript of the gene snama, whose product is annotated as E3 ubiquitin-protein ligase RBBP6. Gene Ontology annotation, cellular component: nucleus. The transcript has 16 exons. The coding region runs from base 160 to 6174 and encodes 2004 amino acids. NCBI's taxonomy places the organism in Eukaryota, Metazoa, Arthropoda, Insecta, Hymenoptera, Cephidae. Gene Ontology annotation, biological process: protein ubiquitination; mRNA processing; ubiquitin-dependent protein catabolic process. The record is from RefSeq and is a predicted model, not a curated record. Gene Ontology annotation, molecular function: ubiquitin protein ligase activity; zinc ion binding; nucleic acid binding.
UGAAUUACUAUUGAUUGUACUAUCUAUUGCUAUCCAAUGGUUCAUCAAUUUCGACUUUGGAGUGUAGAGUGUGGCCGAUAUUUCAUUAAGCCUAAUAUUUUUUCUGAGCUGUGAGAUGGUGUUUUGUUUGUAAUAUAAUAUGUCAAAUAAACAAUAAAAAUGUCAGUUCAUUAUAAAUUCAAAUCAACUCUAGAUUAUGACACUGUAUCAUUUGAUGGAUUGCACAUUUCUGUUGCUGAUUUGAAAAAAGCUAUUUUUCAUCAAAAGCGCAUUGGAAAAAAUACUGACUUUGAUUUGCAAAUAACUAAUGCACAAACCAAGGAAGAUUAUACAGACGAUAAUACAUUAAUUGCAAAAAAUACUAGUCUUAUCGUUGCUCGCGUACCAUUAACAGUACAACAAAAACGAUCGUGGGAUCGUAAUGAAACACCGACUUUUGGUAACCCAAAAGAUGAAGUUAAUUUGGGGCGAGCUGUUGAUCUCACACGUCUUGAUGGUUCAGAAGAAGAUAAGAUUCGUGCCAUGAUGACACAAUCAACACAGGAUUAUGAUCCAUCAAAUUAUAUGAAAAUUCGUGGUGCGAAUCAAACUGGAGAUGUGCCUCCAAACUAUCGCUGCUAUAAAUGUCAUCAACCUGGACACUGGAUAAAAAAUUGUCCUCUAGGUAUAAAUCAGGAACCAAUUGAAAUUAAAAAAAGCACUGGAAUACCUAGAAGUUUUAUGGUUCCUGUUGAGGGGCCUUUAGUGCCAGGUGCUAUGAUGACACCUACAGGUCAUUAUGCAGUCCCAGCUAUAGAUCAUCAAGCUUACAAAGAGGGUAAAAAAGAGCGGCCACCAUUUUCGCAAGAUCCUGAACCAGUUGUUGAGAAGCCAGAAAUACCGGAAGAUUUAUUGUGUAACAUUUGCAAAGACCUUUUAACUGAUGCUGUUAUGAUUCCUUGCUGUGGAAACUCUUUCUGUGAUGAGUGUAUCCGAACAUUUCUGUUGGAGUCCGAAGAGCACGAAUGUCCAGAUUGUAACGAGAAAGACGUGUCACCCGAAACAUUGAUUCCGAACCGCUUCUUACGGAAUGCCGUGCUAAACUUCAAAAAUGAGACUGGAUAUGCAAAGAGGCAAUCGUACAGAUCUGCCAUUCAAAGAGCCAAGAAUGUGCAACAGGAAUCCUUGAGAUGUGAACAAUUUUCUGCUGUUCCAGCACCUCUUCAAAGUAGCGACUCACAAGGACAAAAUAUUACAAAUACGAGCAAAGAAUCGCAGCAUGUUGUAGAACAGCAAACAGCAAAUUUUGAUAAGUCGGCUCUGCAUUUUAGUAGUACUCAGCAGUCAACCAUUCAAAGCAGUCACUCUGAAUCAGCUUUAGACCUAGACCUACAGAGUAGUCAACUUAUAAAGGCACCAGCCGAAGAGGAGAAUGAAGUACCAUUACCUCCUGGAACAGAACCAUUAUUACCGAUCCCUGCCAUUGGUAGUUCACCAGAAAAAGAGCGUGAGUCAGAUCGACGUGAGCCUACUGAUUUAAUAGAAUCCAACAAAGACGAUUGCGAUGAGGGAUACAUGGAUGAGAGAAGACCCCGAGAACGUCGACGAAGCUUCAGCAGAGAUAAUCAUCGCGAUAGAAGUGCAGAAAGAGGGCGUAGAAUGGAAAACUUACGAACUGUGAGCCGCAGACGAUCUUUAUCACCUAGACAUUCUUCCCGUGCUGAAUAUCCUUCUCAUGCAUCGAUUUUACCGCAUUUAUUGGAUCAACCUUCCUCAAAGACCUAUCAAGGCCCACCACAGACUGAGAAUCACUAUGCCUCAAAUAUACAUUAUGAAUCUGGUAUUCGUAGAUCAACAGAAGAUCGACCAGGCACGCCAACGAUUGAUGAACCUCAUCUUCAUGGACCGCCUGCUACUACCGGGCAGCAGCCUUUACUGCCUUUUCCACCAGGUGAAGAUCGUGUUCCACCACCAAAUUAUAAUCAACCACCACCCAGCAUGGCUCCACACAAUGCUCCAUUGUUACCAGAUCCUUACAUGGGACAUCGAAUAGCUAUGUAUCCUCAUCAACAAGGCCCUCAUUAUGGUCCGCCGAGAUAUGAAAGGCCACCUUAUCAACACCAAGGUUACAGACCUUCUCAGCCCCCACGUACCUAUAAUGGCCCGCCGAGAUCACUUCGAGGAGUUCACCACUUGGGCUACAGAGGUCUUCAACCACCACCGCCGGGGUUAGGAAGAAAUAUUCAUAAUGGCAACCCACCUGGCAUAAUUGAUGAUCCACUGGAAGCGUUCGAGCGUAUGCUUCGUGAAAAAGAUGAACGUGAUCGAAGACUUGGAAAACAUCGACGGCGUACCAGGAGCCGUUCAAGAUCUCGAAGUUACACUAGAUCUAGAUCGAGAUCUUUCGGGCGUCGUUCACCUUUGCCGUCACGAAUGAGCAGAUCGAGAAGUCCACCGCCGAAACGACGGCUGCCAUCGAGAACGCCACCGUUACUUCGACCCCGAAGCCGCACGCCGAAAAGAAGAUCGAGAAGCGGUAGCUUCUCAAUCAGCAGAUCUAGAUCUUAUUCUCGCAGUCAGUCACCGAGAGGUUCCCUUUCUCGUGAUAGGGAGAGAGAUAGAGAUAGGGAUCGUGAUCGUGAUCGAGAUCGAGAUCGUGAUCGUGACCGUGAUCGCGAUUUACCGUCAAGGUAUAGAUCACCUGCUAGAUCGCCGUUAAGAUUUCAGAGGGAUCGGGAUCGCGAUCGAGAUCGGGAUCGUGGACGAUCACGAGAACCACGUGAGACUUAUGGCGGUUAUUACGGCUCGCCAGGACGGGAUUAUCAGUAUCGUGAACGCGACCCGGUGGCGCGAGAAAGAUGUCCGCCAAUGUCUCGAUAUCCGAUGAGGAAUCAAACUUCUCAACAUAAUAUACCACCGUUGUUACCGCAUCUUAGUGCUGGUGGCCAUCCUUCAUCGCAAUCGCAAACGCACUCACAAUCGCAGUCACAAGUGCAGCCUCAAUCGCAGUCCCAGCCGCCGCCUCCUCUUAUGUCGCUUGGACCAUCACCACUGGACAGGAAAGACUAUUAUGAUUCCUAUAACAGGUACCCUGGACCAUCUUCACAACGGUUCUGUAGUCCUCUGCGCGACAUUCCAAUCAAGCGAUUCGAUGAUGUCGCGCCACCAGGUACCGAAGGAUAUUAUGAUGUACCGCCGCCCGGUGUUGACCAUGAAAGAUCCAUGCGAGAGGAUCGUGAUAGAUUGAGACUUCUGAGGGAGCAUGAAGAUCGGGAUCAUGGACUGAAUAAAGAUCCAGAUCUUGACGAUCGAGAUCGAUUACCUUCGAGAGAUGACAGAUGUCGCGAUCGCGAUGAGCGAAUUAGGGAGAGAGAUGAUCGGGAUCGGCGUGUAGGUUCUGACCGAGAGAGAGACGAUCGUGAAAGAGGCCUCGGAGCAGGAAACUUAUUGAGAGAUCGCGAAGAAAGGGUCAGAGAGAAAGAUGAUCGGGAACGGAAGGAUAAAGAUAAAGAACGCGAUGAUAAGCAUGUACCACGAGACCGACGGGACGAGGAGCGUUCAGUCGAAAAAAGAGAUCAUGACAAGGAUCGCUACCGAGAUGAGAGAGAGCGCUACAGAUUGGAAGAUAAGGCACUACGAGCACGAGAGAGAGAAAGGAGGGAAAGGGAUCGUGAUCGGGAUAGAGAACGUGACCGCGAACGUGACCGGGAUCGGGAUAGAGAUCGAGAUCGAGAUUAUGAGCAAACAGAGAAGGAUCGUCAUGAGCGUUAUGAUAGUCAUUCAAUCGAUCGUAAAAGAUCCCGAAAAAGUUCAAGUCCAUUUCGACCAAAAUCGCGUGGUGAGCUAAAGGAUCAGUCUCCUGAUAAAAUAAAGAAACGUGACAAAGAUCACGAAGAAAAGGCAGACGAAAAGAAAAAAGAUAAAAAAAUCAAGGACAAGAAAAAGAAGAAAGACGGCGAUGAGAAAGAAAAGAAAAAGAAACGGAAGAAGGAGAAGCGUUCAGCGCAGAAGGAUGUUGUGAAGGAAGAACCACUAAAGUUAAACGACAGUGAGAAUAUGGCUAUAGACGACAAAGUACAACAGCAGGUGGAAUGCGCACCAUCCCCGGAGAAACCCAGAUAUAUCAGAACUAAUCAAGAUUUAAGUAGUAAAACGAUACAUGAAGAUCCUACCACUAUUACUAGAGUAUCCACUAUUAACGAAGAGUUUAAAGACAAAUCUUUGAUCAUGAACCCUGAACCACCCGAAUUUCAUGGCGACUCCGUCGACAACAAAGAAUAUAUUGAAUUAAAGCAACCUGAUUUUGCAUCGAAUCCGCCUAAUCCCAGUUUUAAGCCAAUUCCAGAACUGAAAACUGAUAAUAGACCAAAGCUUGAAUUACUCUAUAGUGGACUAGAAGAUGCUGAACUUAAUGCUAUCAUUCCUGCUAAUUAUUCGUUGUCCUCGGAUAUUGAAGUUGAGGAACGCGAGCGAGUAGUUUUAGAUGACAAAUCUCCGAAGAAAAACGAAUUCCUUGCACCAUUGCCUGAACUCUCCAAGUGGGAGAGGGAUGACAAUAUCGAAAAAGUGGACAGUAUUUCGGAAUCACCGACGGAGAUAGAAGCAAUAACGAAUGACGAUUCGAAAUCGACGAAAGUCGUGACCUCAGAAGUGCUCAAAAGAGCAGAGAACGCUAUUUUCCAAAAAGCAAUAAACGCGAUCAGGCCAAUCGAGAUCAAGAAGAUUAGCGAAAGCCGCAAGAUACUUUAUCAGAAUCCUGAGCCGAAAAUUACUGACGUUGAACUGAAUAGAGAUUCUAGAAAGAGCGUUAAUGUUACAAUAAACGUGGGCCGAAAUGAAAGAAAUGUAGAAAUAACAGAACCAACGAAGAAGGCGAAAUUAGAUCGAUCGAAAUUUAAACCAGUACCGGAAUCACAUUCACCAACAAGAUUGUCGGCCAAAGAACGAUUGGGCGACAAGGUAGAGGAAGACAAGGAGCGGAAAUCAAGUCCCGUGAAAGGAUUUCUAGAAAGACAUAGUGAUUCGAAAAACGAAAAUCCACCACGUAUUCGUGAAAGAAGAAUGUCACCGCUCAUGGAGAGACGUGUGGACCCACCUGCAGUGGUACCAUCGGUGAGUAACGUAGACCGCAAGGUUUUCCUAGAUGGUAGAGGAAAGCGCGAGAGAACUGAACGAAAUGAUAAAAACGACAGAAGUGACGCUCGACAUAGAGUUUUAAACCACGAGUCGAGAAACGAGAAGCAUGAUUCCCGAACUGAUGGCAAAUCUGUUUCAGAAUUUCGAUCAGGUAGAAAUGAUUCACGAAAUGAUCGCGAGCGCGAAAAAAAAACCGGUAGGACGCCCCCGAUCAUUAAUCAUAAGAGGGAAGAAUCCUCAAAAACGAGGUCUUUGUCUCUCAAGAGAAAUAAGGAAGAGGAUGAAGAUAAGAAGAAGGAUAAAAAAACUCGCGAGGAGAAAAAACGAAAGAAAGAGCACAGAAGUAGAAGCAAAUCAAAAGAUCGAAAGAAGCGGAAAGAAAAAAAGCACAAGAAGGAUAAGGAAAAGAGUCAGGACAAGAAACAGAAGCAGCACAAAGAUGGUGGAAGCGGCGUAUCGUCCAAAGGUAAAAUCGAAAAUUUUGAAGAGAAAAAGUCAAUCGCUUUUGAUAAUUCCGAAGUGUCUACGAAUCUUGUAACGGUAAUGGCAGCUCCACGAUCCAUUUCCGAGGAAAUUACGAAGAAGUUAAGAAAAAAUCCACGACUCGUGUCAGAUCGUAAACGCAGUGUGUUGGAUGAAGCCAGCUUCGAGCCGGAUUAUUCCGCGUCUGAAUCAGAAUCCGAAAUUGAAGACAGUAAAAUGGCAAUCUUACCCAUCAAAAAAUUAAAACUGGUGGAGGAGCGUAAUCCGGAAAAAGAAAUAGAUACAAAGCCUUUCAAAAAAAGAGUCAAAUUGAGUACUACUGAAGAUGACUCCAGCAGUUCAGAAACUUCAUCCUCAAAUUCAGACAGUUCUGACGAAUCGCACAAAAAGAAGAAAAAAAAACAUAAGAAACAUAAAAAGAGAAAGUCUAUGAAAAAAGAGAGCAGUUCGGACACUGAGAGUUAUUCUGAAUCAUCAGAUUCGAGUACAGAAGAGGAGAAACAUAAAAAAAAAACAAAGAAAUCUAAGAGUAAAAACAAACAAUCGAAGAAAAAGAAGAAGACUAAACACAAAUGAUGUUAUUAGACCGUUACAGAAAUAAUUCAUGAAAGUGAAAUUUUGAUCCGACAGGCUCAAUUUUAAAAUGCUGUAAUAUAAGAGCAAUCUUCUAUUUCCAACAGUCUUUUCAUCUUAUGUUGUUCCUUAUCACCUUCUUCCGGCAUAUUUAUCUCGUAUUUUAAAUUGUCGAUUAUUAUAUACUUGCACUACUAUGCUUGAUUGCCGAAUUCACUUAAAGCUCAUGUCUCACGGCCAUUCAAUUUGUGAUAGAUUAUUUAUUAUUAUAAUAUGCAACAUCUUAAUAAUUUUGCAAGUAACAUAUGGAAACUUACGAAAUGCUUCAAAACGUCUAUUCUACAUUGGGAGCAUAAAUUACGUCUCUGAAAGCGUAUUUAAACUACUCAAUGCAAAAUCAUUUUUGCAAACUUAAAAUGUCCUAUUCGCAUUUUUAUUUUAAUAUUACAGUAAUCUGGUAUAUAAUAUUUUGAACGAUGAUGGAGUUGCUGAAAUUAUUAUAAUUGAUCAUAUCUUUAAAUUAUAAUAAUGGGGCAACAUGUUCAACAAGUAUUGAACACAAUGUAGACUAUAUUGUAUGUUUAUGAUGUAAUUUGAAUAACAUGCAUACUUACAAAAUAAACAAGACGGAAAACUA